Phycodurus eques (leafy seadragon) is the source of this 397-nucleotide messenger RNA. RefSeq names its product ribosomal protein S28 (gene rps28). Gene Ontology annotation, molecular function: structural constituent of ribosome. The coding region runs from base 43 to 252 and encodes 69 amino acids. Gene Ontology annotation, cellular component: cytosolic small ribosomal subunit; ribosome. Gene Ontology annotation, biological process: ribosomal small subunit assembly; translation; maturation of SSU-rRNA. Lineage: Eukaryota; Metazoa; Chordata; Actinopteri; Syngnathiformes; Syngnathidae. The record is from RefSeq and is a predicted model, not a curated record. The transcript is spliced from 4 exons.
UCCGCGAUUUCUGUGACGUCCUUUCCGGUCGAACCUCCCAACAUGGACGCCAGCCGCGUGCAGCCGAUUAAGCUCGCAAGAGUUACCCGGGUACUUGGAAGAACUGGCUCCCAGGGACAAUGUACACAGGUCCGUGUUGAGUUCAUGGACGACAGCAACCGUUCAAUCAUCAGGAACGUGAAGGGCCCCGUCAGGGAAGGAGAUGUGCUGACGCUUCUGGAGUCUGAAAGAGAAGCCAGGAGGCUGCGAUAGGUGGACUCGUCGCACAAUAUUCAAACCUACUGAAGUGGUGCUGACCAGACGCCGUUGAAGCAGAUGAUUUAGUCAAGUUUCACACGUUGAGGCCGACAUCUCGCUUGUUCAAAUGUUUUUCGAAUAAAUGUGGCCAUUGAGAGAA